Messenger RNA from Stylonychia lemnae, 4350 nucleotides. The record is from the annotation of a GenBank genome assembly. Lineage: Eukaryota; Ciliophora; Spirotrichea; Sporadotrichida; Oxytrichidae.
AUGAAUUUAAACGACUUAAACAAGAAAAGGAAAUUAAAAAUUCACUUUGAUGACUGUGAUUCUCCAACUGCACGCCAAUAUUAAAACUCUAUGAUCUUAAAGCGACCAGUAUUCGGAAUACCACUUAUAAACUAUGAGGAUCCUUUCGAAUAUGAGGAUCCUAUCAAAGAUCUCAUAAAACUUAAGAGAGGUAAUCAUCAUGCUGCCAACCAUCACAUAGCUCAUCUCCUAAAGGAUAAUCAAGAGGACGAAACUCAAGAAAUCUUCUAUCUUUCUGACGAGCAAAUAGCGCUUGAAAGAAAUUAGUGGCACAAAUUGGCAUCAAUCAUAUUUUCUCCUACCAAUGAAAUAAAAAAGUUUAAUGAGUAUGUUGAUAAAAAGAUCUCGAUGGAAGAGAAAUUGCAUAAGUUUCCUUUUAAAGACUUGCAAAUGACUAAAAUAAUAGAAUUUAGACGGAAGCAAGAGAUUAGGAAUUAGGUAAAAAAGCAAAGAACUAGAACUUUGAGGUAGUUAGUUACAAAAUUGAGACCUAGUAAUGUAUCAAAUACUUAAUCAGACAUUGCUAAUCUCAGUCCGUCCCUAAGGAAUAACGCAUAAAAAUUUCAAAGGAGAAUGAGUUUGCAGAGAAAUUCAAGUGGUCUUUAGUUCUUAUAGGGCAAAAACAGCACUACCAAAGCUGAUGACACUUCUCCUAAAGCGAAAUCCAAAUUUAAACCUCCAUCACCCAAAAAAUCGCACUAACUAUAAUUAAUACAAAUGUCUCCUAAUCAAAAAUAAGCGGAUUAGAUCAACCAGAAAAUAUCUUUACUAAUACCCUAAACAUUGCCAAAAAGAAAGUAAAUUAGAAAUCCUUCAUUUCGUGCAAUCAAAUAGCUUAGUGAGGAGUCUGGCUUAGUUGAUUCAAUAUGCUCAAGUCCUAGCAUGAAAUUUUUUGAUGAAGAAAAUCCUAAGAUAGAAUAGUAUAAUAUGGAAAUAGAAGAAGUUAAUAAAUUGAAAUAGAUUUAGAAAAUUAAAAAUAUCAGAAAUAAUACUAAUUUAUAAAAUAGCCCUUAAAGUAUCAAAUGGAUCAAAAAGGUUAUGCAUAACUCCGUUACUAAACUUCAAAAACUCUAGCUACCAGUUUUAAACUAUAAAUAAGAUGCUACGCUUUUUAAUGAAUCAACUUUUUAAACUCAAAUUAAUAAUUAGUCUUAAUACAUGGGUAUAAUAACUUCUGCUAGCAAUAUAAACUUAAAUUAGAACUGGCAUAUUAGACAGAUCUAUAUAAAUAAUAAGCAUCAUUAAUAACAGUUUCUGUCUCCAAAUUAGUCAGGCAUCUAAUUACAGAACUCGGAAAUUGGAUAAUCACCUCAUUCCCAGAAAUCAAGGUAUCAUUCAAAUCUUAAAAUACCAACAGAGAGCAAACCUAAGCAUAAUAGAAGCUCGUUUCUCGACAGAUCUACUAACUUUAGCUCCUACUUUGAUAAAAAUAAUGAUAUUGAAGACAAGAAUAUUGACAUUGGCAAGCAACAUUUACUUGAUUUAAUGAUUUAGAGAAAAAAAUAUUAAGAAAGGGGGGAUAUUAAUUAGAAUAAACUUAUGAUAAAGGGUAUGAUAAAACUUGCUCGAAAUCAAUAGAAAAAAGAGAUGAGUGCUGAUUUCAGAGUUUUUAAUCUCGAUCUUGAAAAAUAGCACAUAUUUGAUCAGUUACCAAUCGAGUAAUCGGUAACCAUAUUUUCCACUCUUUCUUUUUCAUUUAUCUCAAAUACUUAAUAAUUACUUUCUCUUAACUUGAAUGCUAAUAGAUCAGAGGAUGUUGAUCUCUAUGAAAUCGUUAUUCCCAAGGAUAAUGAUUGGAUUAUUAUGAAUGAACUUGGUAGUGCAAACUUUUUGCACUUUAUAGACCUGAAUAAGGAAGAGCAAACACAUCACUUGAGGUACUUUAGCAAUGUGAGAAGAGCUGAAGAAGUAGAGAAGCUCAUCGAAGAGAUUGAGUUGAUCUACUAGAGAUAUAGAGUAGAGAUGAAGCAACCUGCUAAUAUCCAUGAAUUCUUACAUCAUAUUAAGGAAUUUGAGAUCUAAAAGCAAAAAGGAUCUUAGCUACUAUUUAAUGAAAUAGAGAGUGAAGUUAGAGAUAAGGCAAAGUUUUUAAAGUAAUAAACGAAUGGUAUCGAGAAUAUGAUAUCAAGCUACAGAAACUUACUAGCUAGGAUCAAUGUGCUGGCUUAAGCAGCAAGACUUCUAUAGGUAGGCAGUAAUUAUAUGGAUGAUCCUGAAUUUUCGAAUAUUUACAUGCCAAGUCAAAAUCAGAAAGAUAAUCAGAUUGGAGAAUCUUUGUUGGGUGAAAGAAUGCUUAAAAUACAACAUUUCGGAGGUACAAUCAGAAAAUCUGAGCAAAUGUCUUUUAAAAAAUUGAUGUUUAGAUCUACUAGAGGAAAGGCAUAUGUUCAUUUCUUUGAUUUCCAAAUUCCACCUCAAGACAGAAUGAUCCAUGUUAAUGAUCACAAAGAUAAGUUAGUUUAUAUUGUAGUCUUUCAAUAAGGUACCUACUUCACAGAAAAGGUUAAAAAGAUCUGUUAAAAUCUCACCGAAAACCUCUUUGAGCUUUCUAGAGACUCAAUCCCAGAAUAGCUAGUCGAGUGCCAAAGACAAAAAGAGAAUACAAAGAUACUAAUUAAAGAAACUAAAAUGCAACUCAAAGAUUUUUUAAUCAAAAUCAAUACUCUUCAGAAUACCGAAUUUUCUCUCAUCCAAAUCUUCAAAUGGUUUGCUAUAAAAGAAAGAGCGAUUUUUAGUGAGUUAAAUAAACUUAAAUGUCAAGAUAAAAUUCUAGUAGGGCUAUUCUGGUGCCCCACUAAACUAAGAUCACAAUUAGAGGAUAAGGUAAAUGAAAUUAGGCAGUCAGGACAUGUUGAAGGUCCAAAUAUUCAUUUGAUCUAAAAUUAUGACGAAGAUGCUCACAUAAGACCAACUCAUAUUGAGACUAAUGAAGUCACCUGGCCAUUCUAAGAAAUUGUUAAUACCUAUAGUAUUCCUAAAUACAAAGAGAUUAAUCCAUCAAUUUUCGCAAUAGUAUCAUUCCCAUUCCUUUUCGGUGUCAUGUUUGGAGAUAUUAUGCAUGGCGGACUUUUGAUAAUCUUCUCUCUGAUUAUUAUUUUCUCAGACAGGAAGCCUGGUACAGUUUUAGGAGAACUUGGGAGAAUAAGAUAUAUGCUUUUGCUUAUGGGACUAUUUGCUUUUUAUUGUGGUUUCCUCUACAAUGAUUUUACCUCUAUUCCAUUAAAAGUACUUCAAGAAUCUUGCUACGAUAUUACCCAUGGUCAUGGUACAGUUGCUACAAAUGUCUAACUUAAGGAAGAUUGCAUUUACAAGUUUGGUGUCGACCCCUCAUGGUAUCUUGGAAAGAAUGAGUUAGCUUUUAUGAAUUCUUUAAAGAUGAAACUUUCUGUUAUCUUAGGAGUAACUCAAAUGGCCUUAGGAGUGUUCAUGAAGGCAUUUAAUGCAGUUCAAUUUAGAAAGCCUAUUGACUUCAUCUUCGAAUUCAUUCCACAAAUCAUCCUACUUAUUUGUCUUUUCGGAUUUAUGGAUCUACUUAUUGUGGUGAAAUGGCUUACAGAUUUUUCAUAAAUGAAAAAUGCCAAACCUCCCUCUGUAAUCACCUCAAUGAUCACAAUGUGUCUUGGAAUGGGUGAGUAAAAUCCUAAUACCUAUGAAACAGAAGUUUUACCAAAUCAACCAAUGAUAAUGAAAACUUUACUUUUCAUUUCACUUAUUUGUGUUCCUCUCAUGCUCUUUGUGAAGCCUAUACAUGAAAACUACAAAAAUAACCAACAUCACUUUGUUGAGGAAGAAAACGUCAACUACUAUUCAAUUAAUAAUGGCGAUGAUUAAACACAACGUCACUCUCAAUCAUAAAAGAAAUCACAGCAGCACGGCCAUAACUUUAGUGAACUAUUUAUUCAUCAAUUCAUUGAGACUAUUGAGUUCGUUUUAGGUACUAUUUCAAACACAGCAAGUUAUCUCAGACUCUGGGCCUUAUCUCUAGCUCACUCUCAGCUUGCAAAGGUAUUCUUCGAUAAUACAAUCAAGACAGGACUUCAAUCAAACUCAUUCAUAGUUCUAUUCUUGGGCUAUUUCGUUUUCCUUGCUUUUACAAUUUCAGUACUAAUGAUGAUGGAUUUGAUGGAAGUCUUCCUUCAUACUCUGAGACUUCAUUGGGUUGAAUUCUAAAACAAAUUCUACAAAGGAGGUGGAUUGAAAUUCAGUCCAUUCUCUAUCGAAAAUAUACUUGAAGUCGCUGCCUAAAAUACUAAGGUUAAAAUGGCAAUGAACUCUCAAAAUUCAAAUGCUGAAAAGACAAAAUCUCAAUGA